UCAGAUUACAUGUGGAUAGUGUAUAUUGGCACAGUUACCACUUUAUUGCCCUUUAUCUUUGCCCCUCUUUUCUUUGCUCACAGAUACCCAUUCCUCCUCACUGCACACUUCUCAUGUCUCUGCCUUUCUUCUUUAGGUAAAUUCCCCUCUCAUGUUUCCCAGUCUCCGUUAAUUGCUGCCUAAUCCUGUUAAAAAAAAAUCCCCCCCAUCCUGUGCAGGUCCGCCUGGUUGGUGACUGAGGGAAAAUUAUGUUGUAUGGACAUUUUUAUUGGUGUCUUUUAAGUAUUUCUUAAUGUGGCCAUUAGCAUGCAGUGUGUCCAGUGGGAAAAUGAUAGUUUCACAGCCCCUCCCUAUCCCAGACUUAUGCACUCUGGUUUUCACUGGAGCUGAUACCUUCAGAGCAUAGAUGAGAGCAACCUAAGCUUUGAAUAGAAGCACAAGGAGGGGCAGUAGCAUCAGUGAGUAGUGGUAGAUGAUCUCACAACAAUGAUCAUCUAGGAACAGCAGUAAAGUGGUGGUGGGGAUCUCCUGGAAAAUGGGGGCUUUGCUUAGAAGUCAACAGCUGGGAUCCCGUUUGGAUUCUAUGAUAACAGUGGAGACAGUUAUGCAUCCCACCUCAUGGAUCCUAGCUGGCCUCAUGGUCUUCCUUAUGUCGGGUGCAGUGACCUCUUGCCCUGAGUACUGCAGGUGUUAUGGGACUUUGAUGCAAUGUCUGGAACCGAACACCAUCAGCAACAUCUCGCUCCUGAGAGACGUGGAGAAUAUCACAGAAGUUGUUAUUGAGAACCAGAAGGACUUGUUGAACCUAACUCAGAUAGACAUGAAGAACUUCAGAGAGCUGAAAAAUCUGACCAUUUCUAAUACUGGGCUAAGGUAUAUUUCUGAAGAUGCUUUUCACAUGAACCCACGAAUGACUCACAUUAACCUGUCUUCUAAUUCACUGGUGUCGUUGUCUUGGAGGACAUUUUAUGACCUAUCUCUACAGGAGUUAGUCCUGACUGAAAACCCAUUUCAAUGUUCCUGUGAAGUGAGGUGGAUUCAGAUCCGUAGAGAAGAAGGCUGGGCAGAUCUUGGAAACCAAUCAUUAAGUUGCUGGAAAGAUGGUUUUGAAAUUUUCAUAGAAGACGACAACAUUUCCCACUGUGAUCGCCCCAAUGUCUUCAUUACAGAACAAAAUCUAACAGUUCUUCAUGGGGACAACUUGACCCUUCAGUGUAAUGUAGCUGGUCAGCCAACACCAAAAGCUAAAUGGAUUGUACCAGAUCUACAUGCACAAUAUGAGACUGAGCAGUCUGUUGGUCCCGAUUUUGAGAUCUUCCUGCAUCUCUUCAACAUCUCUUCUGGGUUUAACAAGCGUGAUGUCACCUGCUGGGCUGAGAACAUGGCUGGUCCCACCAAAAAGUCUAUCCAGAUAGAUGUCCAUUUCCCAGCAGUAAUAAUUGACUUGGGUGAAGUGAUUCAUCAACAUCACUCCUGCAUUCCUUAUACAAUAGAUGGAAACCCUGCGCCAGAGGUUAGCUGGCAACUAAAUGGAGAGACUCUGUUUAUGAAUAUCUACAUAUUCACAAGGCCGCUUGAGUACAGAGAAAAUGGAACCCUUAUCCAUGGUUGCCUGUAUUUUAAUAAUCCAACGCAUGUCAAUAAUGGUAAUUACACAUUACUAGUGAGGAACCGGCUUGGAGAGGACAGUAAGAGUGUCUACAGUAUCUUUAUGAAUAAUCCAUUUGACUUUAACCCAGAGGAGCCCAUUCCAGUGUCAUUGUCCCCAUCUGGUGGAGGCAACAGCACGUACGUGAACCCAGUGGAGACAGUGGAUGACAACACAUUUGGGGUCUCUGUGGCUGUGGGCCUAGCUGUCUUUGCUUGCCUGUUUCUUCUUGUUAUGCUGAUUGUACUUAAUAAGUGUGGAAGGCAUUCUAAGUUUGGGAUCAACCGAGCAGCAGUGCUGGCACAGGAAGAUGAUUUAGCCAUGUCUUUGCACUUCAUGAAUUUUGGCAACAGCCCACUCACCUCUGCAGAAGGAAAACUGGAUGGGAAUAAGCACAAUUUUAUUGAAAACCCACAAUACUUCUGUGAUGCCUGUGUUCAACACAUCAAGAGGAGAGACAUUGUGCCCAAAUGGGAGCUGGGAGAGGGGGCCUUUGGGAAGGUGUAUUUGGCUGAGUGCUACAACCUGACUCCAGAUGAAGAAAAGACUCUAGUAGCUGUAAAGGCUCUUAAAGAAGCAACCGAGGCGGCCCGACAGGACUUCCAGCGUGAAGCUGAGCUUCUCACAGUCCUUCAACAUGAACACAUUGUGAAGUUUUAUGGUGUCUGUACUGAUGGCGAGCCACUCAUCAUGGUAUUUGAGUACAUGAAACAUGGAGAUCUCAACCGGUUCCUCAGAUCCCAUGGACCAGACGCCAAGAUUUUGGAUAACGGCAAUGGGCAACCAUUUGGCCAGCUCAACCUGACCCAGAUGUUACAAAUUGCCUCCCAGAUAGCCUCAGGCAUGGUUUACUUGGCAUCUCUUCACUUUGUCCACCGGGAUCUUGCUACAAGAAACUGCCUUGUAGGAACCAAUCUAGUUGUUAAAAUUGGUGACUUUGGAAUGUCUCGAGAUAUCUAUAGCACUGACUACUACCGGGUCGGUGGUCGGACAAUGCUGCCCAUCCGUUGGAUGCCACCUGAGAGUAUCUUGUACCGUAAAUUUACCACUGAGAGUGACAUAUGGAGUUUUGGUGUGGUCCUGUGGGAGAUCUUUACCUAUGGAAAGCAGCCAUGGUACCAGCUUUCUAAUACAGAGGCGAUAGAAUGCAUUACCCAAGGACGAGAACUUGAAAGACCAAGAACAUGUCCUACUGAAGUUUACACCAUUAUGCAAGGCUGUUGGCAGAGAGAACCUCAGCAGAGGCUCAACAUUAAAGAGAUCCAUCGCAAGCUUCAAGCUCUUGUCAAGGCCCCGCCGGUGUAUCUAGACAUUCUGGAGUAGAGUGUGCAGCAAGUCAAAGACAGCCAUAAUAGCGUUACUAUCUUCUGUAAAUCCAUCAUUGUUACCCACUGCAGAAGAAGCUUUGCUAAUGUGUCACCCCAGCUUUCUGACUGAUGUAAGGUCCUAGAUCUCAAGAAUUACACCUUUUAAUCUUCUAAAUUCUGGGGGAAUUCCGCUCAGGAACCUCAAAAGCCAAGAAAGCUCCAAGUAGAAUCAGAAUAUGGAGUGUCCUGUUUGUUACGCACAAAUUAUAGGCAUCAGAAGGACAAGGCUAUAACAGCACAAGGGAGACCAUACCAAAAUGUCUUCUGGUCAACUAGAGCUGAAGAUAGACAAUGGUUAAUAAUAAUGACCUAUACAUUAAAUUCACCAAUAUUCUAGGCGAAAUUAAAGAAAUGUUAAAUAUGUGGUUUCUCAGUAAUAUUUCAAAUUCAUUAAAUCCCCCUGGAUUGAUCUGCACUGUAGACACUUGUGUUAAUAGAAAAGUCAUAGCAAAGUCAACUAUACCAUGGCUCUCGAUGAUUUUGUCCUGGUGGAAGUUUCUCAGACUUAUUUUCAAUAUCUCCUGUGUCUAUUGAGGUUUACUUGAAAAUAGCUUUCUCCUACCCUCUAUGACAAUGGACAUUAUCACAUAAAUGUUAAUUUAUUAGAAUUCUAUACUCUGUACACAUCACUGAUGUAAAAUAACUUGUUUCAGUUGUGACUGAAAUUUGAAUUGUAUAAUUGAAAGAAAUGUCAUUGGAAUAAGCUAGAUAUUUUCAGUUCUCAUUUUACAAAUUUUCAUGUAAACUAUUAAACAGUGGACAUACCGAGUUAAUCUACAAGGAAAGUUGAGCAACAGUGUACAUACAGUACAUUGCUUCUCUGUAGUGAUCCACUUACAGCAUGUAUUAUACUUCAGAGCUGCACUCACUAUUCUGCUUGUGGAGUGACAAUUACUAAUUGUGUAGUGAUCCUUAGUUACAUCCUGUAUUUACCAUUCUGCUAAUACAGUCAUAGGUUACAUACAUUACUAAUUCUGUACCAAUCCUUUCUGACCUUAUGAUGACACCUUCAUCUUACAAUCUUCAUAAUCACAUAUUGGUAAUAGCAUGCCAGUCACUUUCCAAGCAUUUCAUGUAGCAGAAAGUGUGCAACACAGUGUCUUAAAAUAAAAGCUUAAGAAAGUGAAGUGGGAUAACCAGUGUUGAUAGAUUCAAGCAAAACCAAUGAUGAUUAAAAGGUAUUCCCUAUAUUGGAAAUGGGGAAGACCCUUUAAAUAGAAAUGCAGGACAGUUUUUUUUGGUGUAGGUUGCCUUUAUUGCUAGCUGAUCUAUACACCAAUGACAUAGCGGGAUAGAGCAUGCCAUACACUAUGGUAAAGACUGCCAGCUGGCAGAGGAAGUGAAAUUUCCAAACCAGGGGUCUGCAGAUCUGCGGAGUUCAGGGUUUAUCACAAGACAGCAACAGGGAUAAGAGCUUACAUAGCGAUGGUUUACCUAUACUUAGCACCUUCUGCCUGGCUGGGACCAAGAUGCUAGGUGUAAGAGGGGAAAGAAUAAACCUUCAGUAAAUAUUUAUUGGAAUGUAGCACUGACCAAAAAUCAUGCAAUGCUUUCAAAAAUUAUGGAAUGCUUUUUCUGUCUAAACUUCAAACCUUAGAAGUAUAGAGGUAAAGGUUCCAUAGAGUGGGAAACAUUACUUAGAGGUUCCUCAUGGUUAAAGAAUCACUACAGUAACACAAACAGAAAAUUGGGCCCCCAAAGAAAAUAAAGUAAGGUUCAAUUCCAGGUCUACAAACCAUUACUGCCAUCCCACCACUCAGAAUGGUGGGAUUAAGGUAUAACUAAAUUAUGUAGCAAGAGGUAAUAGUUUUGUGUCAGGACAAAUCCUGGAAGCAUGAAAUGCAAUGCAGCAGAUACUAGGUUCCUCUUAUUUACCACAUAAUAUAUUAUGGAAUAAGUGAUAUAGAGUAUCACUUAUGUAGCAUUAUGUUGGCUAGUAACACUCAUGUUAGACAUGGACUUGAAUUAUGUUUGUGCCUACAGGGCCUCAUUUAGAAUAAGAAUGGAGAUAUGUUUCUUGUGCCAAAAUUAUUCAGAAUUUGACAUGUCCAUUAGCAUUCCAACCCUUCCUCUUGUUGUGCUUGGCUAUAUCGUAUACGUUAUAUAUUUCAAAUGUAAGCUCUCAGGACAAGGAACUUAAUUCAAUUAUUAUCUCCACCUUUUCCUCCUCCUAUAUGUGUAGACUGUUCGGGAUGUUCUUAUUAUUUAAGCUAGAUUGUAUGCUCUUUGGGCAGGGACCCUUGACACCUUUUCCCCAAUACUCUAUCUUGCACUUAUAUUUUCUUUGCACUUGUAUAUUACACUUUCUACUGUAUUUAUUUUGUUUUGGUAAUGAACAGAGUUGGCUCUUAGUCAGAAUAAAUAAUC
Hyla sarda is the source of this 5382-nucleotide messenger RNA. It is a transcript of the gene NTRK1, whose product is annotated as neurotrophic receptor tyrosine kinase 1. Gene Ontology annotation, biological process: multicellular organism development; cellular response to nerve growth factor stimulus; cell surface receptor protein tyrosine kinase signaling pathway. Gene Ontology annotation, molecular function: neurotrophin binding; transmembrane receptor protein tyrosine kinase activity; neurotrophin receptor activity. The record is from RefSeq and is a predicted model, not a curated record. Gene Ontology annotation, cellular component: axon; signaling receptor complex; plasma membrane. The coding region runs from base 536 to 2971 and encodes 811 amino acids. Lineage: Eukaryota; Metazoa; Chordata; Amphibia; Anura; Hylidae. The transcript has 17 exons.